Molecule: messenger RNA, 1394 nt
Organism: Lathyrus oleraceus (garden pea)
Lineage: Eukaryota; Viridiplantae; Streptophyta; Magnoliopsida; Fabales; Fabaceae
Exons: 3
Coding region: 114-1115 (333 amino acids)
Source: RefSeq, a predicted model, not a curated record
AGUUCAUUCCUUCUUUUGCUUUCAACUAUUUAUGUAAUGGUUCAUUCAUUGCAUUUUUUUAUCACACUCAGUUCUCAUUUUCUUUGCAUUUCUCAACUUGAUUUCAAAUAUUCAUGGAGUUACCUGUGAAACUCUUGUUUGCAGCAUGUCUCAUUCUUUCUGUCACCAUUGAUGGAACAAAGGCAGAUACAAUGCUCACUGGAACUGUCAUCUGUGACCAAUGCAAAGAUGGCCAGAGAUCUCUUUUUGAUUAUCCUGUUAAUGGUGCAAAAGUGACUCUGUCAUGUAGUGACAGCAAUGGUGAAAUAACAAUGUCAAGAGAAGAAACAACAAAUUGGUUUGGAAGCUAUACAAUGAGAUUUGAUGGUGCACCAGAUUUAUCUGGUUGUUCUGCACAUGUCUCAGGAAGUGAUAAUGGACAAGGAGGAUCAUCGAUGAGUUGUAGUGAAGCUUCUGGUCCUGCUCAAAAUCCUAGACUCAUGUUUAGGAUGUUUGACAUGGAAAUGUAUGUUGUUGAUGCUCUUCUUGCUCAGCCUCCUCAACCUAUGCAAUACUGCUCAACAACUCCCAAACCAGCUCCAACACCAUCUUUGCAGCCGCCACCAACAUUCGCGCCGCGGAUAUCUUCACCUCCUCAUUUCAACCUACCACCGAUGCCGCCACUUCCACCGCUACUUCCAAUGCCGCAGCUUCCACCGUUACCUCCAUUAGGUCCAUUACCACCCGUGAUCUUCGUAGGAGCUUCAGCAUGUCCACCACAGACAUGGUUAAUGCCGGAAUACGAAUGCUACUGGAGGGGUGUGAACAGAGACACUAAAGUAGCAGUGGCUUUUGGAAUGGUUGCAGCAAGGAGAUAUGGAACAGACAUUACAUUGUGGUAUGGAUUGAAAGGGAGAGGAGAUCCUUAUAGGACUCUUUUAAGAGAAGGGAUAACUGCACUUCUUAACUCUUAUAACAGCAUUCAAUUCCCUUAUCAUCCACUUGGUGUAAUCCAACACAUGAAUUAUGCUUUGAUGGGCUCAACUAGGGAUGUUCUUGUUACCGCUUUACACUUCAUGAGGGCUAAUUCUGGUGAAGCUGGAAAUGUUACUUGCAAAUUCACUUCUUGCAGUUAAUUUAUAUAUAUAUAUAUGAUAUAGCCAUUUUGCUAGCAUGUUUGGGAAAUGAUUAUUUUGAAAAGUUUACUUAGAAAUAUUUUGAAUGAAAAUAUUGACUAUAAAAUAAGCUAACCCAAACAUGCAUGCUAGAGUGUUAAUGUAAUGAUAUUAUAUAUAACUUUUUUAUGUAUUCUAUAAAGGAGAUUUGGUGUUGUAUAUAUGGUUUUGAAUAUGUAACAAAUGAGACAUAGUUAGUCCCAUUUUCAUAAUCAUACAUACAUUACUUCUUAUCUUAAA